UAAACUAAAAUUCAUCUCUCUUCCAAGUUCCAACCAUCCCCCCCUUCUCUCUCCUCUUGCCGCUAUUGAUCAAAGCGCAUGGAAGCCAUGAAACUCUUCCUUAGUCAGCAGUUAAAACCCUAGACUUCCACGGCGAAUUAAAACCUUGAUUUCUCCAAAGACGGUAAUGGAGACUGUAGAUGAAGACUUGCCGUCCUCUCAGUCCCGGCCCGAACCGAAGGGCGUCCAUUAUCUGGCAAAGUGCGUGCUCAGGGGCAGUGCAGUUCUCCAGGCCGUUCAUGGACAUUUUCGCUCUUCAUCCUCCUUCGACGUCGUUUUUGGAAAGGAAACAUCACUAGAGCUAGUAAUAAUUGGUGAAGAUGGAGUUGUACAGUCAGUUUCUGAACAGACUGUAUUUGGCACAAUAAAAGAUCUUGCUGUUGUACGCUGGAAUGAAAAGUUCCAUACACCAAAUCCACAGUUGCUGGGAAAAGAUCUUUUGGUUGUUCUUUCUGAUUCUGGAAAGCUUUCUUUCCUUGCAUUUUGCAAUGAGAUGCACAGGUUCUUUGCAGUUACACAUGUUCAACUUUCCCAUCCUGGAAAUGCAAGACACCAACUUGGAAGAAAGUUAGCUGUUGAUUCCAAUGGCUGUUUUAUUGCUGCUAGUGCAUAUGAAGAUCGAUUGGCGUUGUUUUCUGUUUCUAUAUCGGCUAGCAGCAAUAUUGUCAAUAAGAAAAUAUUUUAUCCACCUGAACAUGAAGGAGACACAAGCAAGGCAAUAGGUAUUCAAAGAACCAGUAUUUGCGGUGUUAUAUGGAGCAUGUGUUUCAUUUCAAAAGAUGCUAGUCAAGUCAGUUGGAACGAAUGCAGUCCUAUUCUAGCAAUUGUUCUGAAUAGGAAGGGAUCAAUCCUAAAUGAGCUCUUGUUAUUGGGAUGGAAUACCAAGGAACACACUAUUCAUGUUAUUUGUCAGUAUACUGAAGCUGGGCCGACAGCAUUUGACAUUGUUGAAGUUCCUCAUGCUAAUGGCUUUGCAUUUCUAUUCCGGGAUGGUGAUGCUCUUUUAAUGGAUUUUAGGAAUCCUGUCAAUCCAUGCUGUGUUUAUAGAACAACUUUAAGUCUUCUACCUACUUCAACGGAGGAGCGCAAUUCUGUUGAAGAACCAUGCAGAGGACUUGAUGUUGACGAUGAAGGUAUUUUUAAUGUUGCUGCCUGUGCUUUACUAGAGCUGAGAGAUUCACGAAUAGAAAUGAUUAAAGGAGAUGACCCUAUGAGUAUAGAUAAUGAAACCGACAAAAUAAAUUCUAACCCCAAACGGGUGAACUCAUGGAGUUGGGAACCAGGAAACAUAAGAAAUUCAAGGAUGAUUUUUUGUUUGAAUACAGGAGAACUAUUUAUGGUUGAUAUUUCUUCUGAAUCUGAUGGUAUUAGGGUUAAUUUAUCAGAUUGCCUUUACAAAGGUCCACCUUGCAAGGCACUCUUAUGGGUUAAGGGUGGAUUUGUUGCUGCACUUGUGGAGAUGGGGGAUGGAAUGGUCCUCAAAUUGGAAAAUGGAAAGCUACUUUAUAGUAGUCCCAUUCAAAACAUUGCACCAAUCUUAGACAUGGCUUUUGUGGAUUACCAUGAUGAGAAACAGGAUCAGAUUUUUGCUUGCUGUGGUAAGGCUCCAGAGGGAUCAUUAAGGGUUAUUCGAAGUGGUAUUAGUGUAGAAAAGCUUCUGAGCACUGCUCCUAUUUAUCAGGGCAUAACUGGUAUAUGGACAAUGAGAAUGAAAGUAACUGAUUCUUACCAUUAUUUUCUUGUGUUAUCAUUUGUUGAAGAAACCAGGGUACUGUCUGUUGGUUUGAGCUUUACUGAUGUGACUGAUGCAGUUGGUUUCCAGCCUGAUGCCUGUACAUUGGCAUGUGGCCUGGUGGGUGAUGGUUUGCUGAUCCAGAUCCAUAGAAAUGCAGUGAGACUUUGUUUGCCCACAACAGCUGCUCAUCCAGAUGGCAUUCCUUUAUCUGCACCAAUUUGUACAUCUUGGUCCCCUGAGAAUGUGAGUAUAAGUUUGGGGGCAGUUGGGCAUCAGCUGAUAGUUGUGGCUACCUCUAGUCCUUGCUUUUUAUUUGUUCUUGGGGUUAGAUCAUUUUCUUCGUAUCAUUAUGAGAUAUAUGAGAUGCAACAUGUAAGGCUGCAGAAUGAAUUAUCUUGCAUAUCCAUCCCACAAAAAAAAUUUGCAUAUGAAUCAUCAGCUUUACGCAAUACUUCAGUAGGUAACAUUUAUGGAACUGGCCUACCAGUUGGGGUCGAGAUUGGUUACACAUUUGUAAUAGGUACCCAUAAACCAUCAGUGGAAGUUCUCUCAUUUGUCCAUGAUAAGGGCCUAAGAAUUCUUGCUACAGGGGUAAUUUCAUUGAUGAAUACUCUGGGAACUGCUAUCAGUGGUUGUAUCCCUCAAGAUGUUAGGCUUGUUUUAGUUGAUCGACUGUACAUUGUUUCAGGAUUAAGGAAUGGAAUGCUGCUCCGGUUCGAGUGGCCUUCAAUCUCCACAGUAUUUCCUUCAGACUUGCCUGGCCAAAACCCUUUUGUUAGUUCCUGCUUUGAGAACGUGACUGCUUCUAUAUCAAAUAUGCAACCUUCAAUUUCUGUUGGGCCUCAAUGUUGUGCUGGUGAUAUGUCUGAAAAAGUGGAGGAGAAUGUUCCUGUUCAUCUGGAGUUAAUUGCUAUUCGUCGCAUUGGUGUAACUCCUGUUUUCCUGGUUCCUUUGAGUGAUUCUCUUGAUGCAGAUAUAAUUACACUUAGUGAUAGGCCUUGGUUAUUGCAAACUGCAAGGCACAGCCUUUCAUAUACAUCAAUCUCAUUUCAACCUGCAACUCACGUUACACCUGUAUGUUCUGUUGAAUGUCCUAAAGGAAUUUUAUUUGUUGCAGAGAACAGCCUGCAUCUGGUGGAGAUGGUGCACAGUAAGAGGCUUAAUGUGCAGAAGUUUUACAUUGGAGGCACCCCACGGAAAAUUCUAUAUCACAGUGAAAGCAGAUUAUUGCUUUUGAUGAGGACUGAUCUAAGUUCUGAGUUGAGUUCAUCUGAUAUUUGCUAUGUAGAUCCUCUAAGUGGUUCAUUGCUUUCAACAUUUAAGCUUGAACCUGGAGAAAUAGGAAAAUCCAUGCAGUUGGUGAAGGUCGGAAAUGAACAGGUCUUGGUGGUUGGAACAAGUCAGUCUACUGGUCCAGCUAUAAUGCCCAGUGGUGAAGCUGAAAGUACCAAAGGGCGUCUACUUGUUCUCUGUCUCGAGCACUUUCAGAAUUCAGAUAGCAGUUCAUUAGUAUUUUGUUCCAAGCCAGGCUCAUCUUCUCAACUAACUUCACCUUUUCGUGAAAUUGUUGGGUAUGCCACUGAGCAGCUAUCAAGUAGUAGUCUUUGCAGCAGCCCGGAUGAUAAUAGUUGUGAUGGUGUUAAACUUGAAGAAACUGAAGCAUGGCAGUUACGCUUAGCAUAUCAGACCCCAUUAGCUGGGAUGGUACUUGCUGUUUGUCCAUAUCUGGAGCGUUACUUCUUGGCUGCUGCUGGAAAUACUUUGUAUGUAUAUGGUUUCCUGAAUGAGAAUCCUCAGCGGGUGAGAAGGCUUGCUCUGGGGAGGACGCGCUUUGCCAUAACAUGUUUGACUACACAAUUUAACAGGAUUGCAGUUGGUGAUUGUCGUGAUGGCAUCCUUUUCUAUACCUAUCAAGAGGAUCUUAGGAAAUUAGAGCAGCUUUACUGUGAUCCAGUACAGAGACUGGUGGCUGACUGCACUCUUGUGGAUAUGGAUACUGCUGUUGUCUCAGAUCGCAAAGGGAGCAUUGCUGUCUUAUCAUCAACAGAUCAUUUAGAAGAUAAUGCAAGCCCAGAAUGCAAUUUAAACUUAAGUGGUUCAUAUUACAUAGGAGAGAUAGCCAUGAGCAUCAGAAAAGGGUCGUUUUCUUAUAAAGUUCCAGCAGACGAUGUAAUGAAGGGUUGUGAUGGUGCUGGGUCAAUACUUGACUCACCACACAACACUAUUGUGGCUAGUACACUCUUAGGAAGUGUAAUGAUCUUCAUUCCUAUCUCAAGGGAAGAACAUGAUCUCCUGGAAGCUGUGCAAGCUAGACUUGUGGUUCACCCACUAACUGCUCCUAUCCUUGGCAAUGACCAUAAUGAGUUCCGCGGGCGUGAAUCAUCGGCUGGCACACCUAAGAUACUUGAUGGGGACAUGCUAGCUCAGUUCUUGGAGCUUACAAGUAUGCAACAAGAGGCUGUAUUAGCAUUACCACUUGGCUUUACAAAUGCAGGAACAUCAAGGUCAAAGCCUCCUCGCUCACCUAUCCCUGUUAAUCAGGUUGUCCGAUUGCUUGAACAAGUCCAUUAUGCCCUCAACUAAGCCCUUUUCUGAAUCCGGUCAUGCUUGCUUAAGUCAAAGCCAUCAGUAUGGUGUAAACUUCCAGCUUCAGGAUCUAUUUUGCAUGAGCAAGGAAGUCCACCCGCCAGGCUCAAUGUAUGUAUACAGGUGUUAUAAACAGAUUAGAGCUUCCAAAAAUAUUAGGACCCAAACCACUUGAACGGGGUCAUUGUUGGAAUCAGGUUUCCUGCUUACAAGGCCAAAAGCAUUGCAAUUUUCAUGCAGCUGCUGCACAGGGAAAGUUUUUCACUGAUGAUGGCAAAUUACCAUCACUUUGUAUGUAACCAAAUAUCUAAAUUAUAUAUUGUAUUAGGUGAAAUUUUGUACCUACGGUAUGAUGGAAAAUCAAUGCGAAUCUCAGCUUGCGCUUUGCGCUGAAGUACACAUGUCUUGUAAAGUUUCUGACUGCUGAACUAUAAGCAACAGCCAUAAAGUAUUCAAAUUAUGAAAUUAAUCUUUAACCGUCGAGGGAAAAACGGACGGCUGGAUUGCACUUGUUCCAA
Nelumbo nucifera (sacred lotus) is the source of this 4878-nucleotide messenger RNA. RefSeq names its product Cleavage and polyadenylation specificity factor (CPSF) A subunit protein. Gene Ontology annotation, cellular component: nucleus. The record is from RefSeq and is a predicted model, not a curated record. NCBI's taxonomy places the organism in Eukaryota, Viridiplantae, Streptophyta, Magnoliopsida, Proteales, Nelumbonaceae. Gene Ontology annotation, molecular function: protein binding; nucleic acid binding.